Calidris pugnax (ruff) is the source of this 5201-nucleotide messenger RNA. It is a transcript of the gene ITPRIPL2, whose product is annotated as inositol 1,4,5-trisphosphate receptor interacting protein-like 2. NCBI's taxonomy places the organism in Eukaryota, Metazoa, Chordata, Aves, Charadriiformes, Scolopacidae. The record is from RefSeq and is a predicted model, not a curated record. The coding region runs from base 1 to 1443 and encodes 480 amino acids. The transcript is spliced from 2 exons.
AUGGGACAGGUUGGAGAUGAGCUGGCUGAUGCUGAUACUGUUCACGGCGCCCUGCGGGGCGGCGCGGCCGGGGAGGGCGCGGCGGAGGCGGGCUCCGUCCCGUUCCUCAAGGGCUCGGCGCUGCUGCUGCUGGGCUGCCUGCUGGCCCGCUGCUGCGGCGGCGGCGGCCCCAGGCCCGACGGGGUCCGGGCGGCGGCUGCGGCGGCGGCGUCGCGGCGCAGCGCCUUGGAGAGCUUCUACGGGCGGCAGCUGCGGCUCUCGCCCCAUGUGCUGGGCCACAGCAAGGCGCACGUCGGGCGCGUCGUGGCCGAGCUGGUGCGCGCCGCCAAGGCGCAGGGGCUGCAGCCCGGCCCGCUGGCCCUCAGCCUGCGCGGGGACUUCGUCCGCGUCGGCAGCGCCUACGAGCAGCACAAGGUGCGCAGCCCCGACUGCUUCGACAUCCUGGUGCCCCUGCGGCUGCCGCCCCACCUGGAGCCCCAGCCGCACUCCGCCGAGGGGCUGGGGGCACACGGCGCCUUCGUCUGCGGCCUGCGGGCGAGGGCCGGCUGGCCGCGCCGCUACCGGCCCUUCGCCGAGGGCUUCUGCGUGGAGCUGCAGGGCCGCAGCCACCUCUCCUCGGGGCUGGUGCUGCGCUGGUUCCAGGGCCACCUGCAGCGGUGCCUGGGCGCCGUGCGGUACCGGCUGCAGGAGCGCUGCCGCAUCAGCCUCUCGGCCUGCCCCGGGCGCCCGCCCACGCUGCACAUCCUGCCCUGCUCCGACUACGUCUGCUGCCACAUCUCCAUGGCCGUGCGCCUCAUCCCCGCCAUCCCCCUCGGCGACGCGCUCUACCUCACGGCCCUGCCACCCGAGGGCCCGCAGGGCCCCCUGGCUUCUGAGGCCCUCUGGGGCCUGAACACCUCACGGCAGGAGCAGCGGCUGCUGAGCUGGCUGAAGGAGCAGGCCCCAGCCUCCUCCUGCCACCUCAAAUGUCUGCAGAUCCUCAAGGGCCUGCGGGACCUCCGUGGGCACGGCCUGGAGGAGCCCUUCUGCUCCCAAUGGGGCCGGGUGCUCUCCUCCUACGUGCUGAAGACGGCCCUCUUCUCCCUGCUGCUGCAGGGGCCUCUGGAGGCCUGGGACGAGCGGUUCCUGGUGGAGCGGCUGGAGGACCUGGUGCUGUACCUCAGGGACUGCCUGCGCAAGCAGGUGCUGAUGCAUUUCUUCCUGGGCAACAGCAGCCUCCCUGAGGCCGUGGCGCUGCCCCGAUUCCUCAAGGAAGCCGCCCCAGUGAACUUGCUGGCAGCCUUUGACGGGGCCAUGCUGGACCUGAUCGCCUUCCAGCUGAUCAACACCUGGAUCCAGGCCACGCACGUCAUCAGGAUGUACAGCAGCCCCCGCUACCUGCGACCAGUGCCCACCCCGUGCCGGCACGUCGCCGAGGCCAGGCAGGAGCCACCAGGAGAGUGAUCCAGCAGCCGGGUGAGCUGGUGUCACCUGUGGACCCCGCCAGGGCAGCGGAUGCUCCCAGCUUGCUGGUCCGUUGAGAGCCCGUGUCUGCCUCGGGAAGGUGGGACCCAUUUAAAUGUGGUUCUGUGGUUUUGUCCCUGACCUGAGAAAACUAGGAAACCAGAGGCCAAGACUUAAUGACAUUGUGAUUCUUGUUUGUUUAAUCUUGUUCAUUGUUCAUGGGUAAACUGAAAUUUCUGGGGAAGUGCCUUAGACAAGAAGUGUUAUGUACAAUCGGCUGUUUGCAAACCUAACUUUUAACAGGCUCAAACUGACAUUCCUGGAAAUCCAUGUCAACUUGUUGUCUUAGUGGCAAAAUUGACCUUUUCCUGAGAUUCACUUUUUAUGAUAUAAAAUCCAUUUGGCAUUGUACCAAGAUGCUCUUAAAACGCAAUGAGCACUAGACCAUGGGUGUUGAUCACUGUUUGAAGUGCUCAAUGACAUGCUUUAAAUUUCUGUGUAAUUGAAUACAUUGCACUCAAGAGAAAUAUAUUGUGGGUGUUAAUGUAAAAUUGAUGGAAGAUGCAAAACCUCUCCGAUAAGAGCAUGAAGAAUCCAGUUGCGUGUUUCUGUGUUCAAGUGAAGGCUAUACUGAAGUACUGAAAUAUAGAUAAAACAAAUAGCACUUUAUUUUCACAAGGGCCUUGUUUUUAGGAUAAUUGGCUGCACUAAAUACUUGCUCUGGAGGAGGCAUUAGUAUUUUGUGAAUGGGAUGAUGUUUGAAUCAUCCUGAGGAAGCCCUUCUUUUAAGGAAAUACUCUGAGGUUCGUUUGUCAGUUCUUGUUGAGAUGUAUUUUUUUUUUUUCCAGUUUCAAGUAUUGUUUUCUUAGAAUUUGCUUUACCUCAAGGACCAACAACAAAACUAAGAAAUUCUGGGGGGGUUUUUUGUUGUUUUGUUUUUUUCUUUGGAACAAACCUUAAACCAGUCCAAAUCUCAGUGCUGUAAGAUGACUGCUGCACCCUCCAGCUCUGGUAGGAGUUUGGUGGGAUUUUUGGAUGACCGCCUGACCAGUUGUCCGAUUGUGGCAGUGUUUUGACCAAAUAACCCGAUGGGAUUUUAUAGUGUUGUGCUAUAGCAAAUUGUUAUCUUGUUGCGGGGAGGAGGAGGUGAAAUAUUUCAGGGUACUUCAGAAUUAUUUAGCACUGAUUCAUGGCACAAUGGCAGUCUUAGGCUGUGGAUUCUGGUGUCUUGUAAAUACGGACAUCAGCUAGGUAGUUUCCACAUCUCACCUGGUGAUGUCCCAGUCGCUGGAAUAACCUGGUGAGUUGUAACACAGCCAGCUCUGCAAGUGUCCUUAUUUCCUGGUGCAGGUACCUGGGGUUACAGGAGCCUCGUAACCCAGGGUCUUGGCAAAUUCAGAAUUUCAAAUCCUUGCUUCAUUGGGUCACCUGCUCCAGUAAUUGAUGCAUUAAGACCCAAAAUGUGUUACUGAGUCGCUGGCUCUCAGGAAGCUGAGCUUGUGCCUUAUUAUCCGCUAUACCAUGUCCUAGGUGAGCGGUCUGAAAUGAAUUAUAAAUGACCAAGUGUAACUUCUGGCAAGCUUUAGGAAAAUUGGAUGUUACUAAUACACUCCUUCUCUCCCUGAUGUACGCGGAGAUACCGGUGUGCUUUAUACACAGUUCCAUGCAUCAGAGCACAAAACAAACAUUUGCAAAAUCUAUGAAGCUUUAUAGAAAUCUAUUUUUCUAAAUGGAAACACUCCCUAGGCAGAUGUUUGCCUACUUCUGUGUAUUUUUUAACUGCUCUUGCAGUCUUAUUUUCAGGUAAUUAUAGCCUAGGUCACACCCACAAGUUGGGUUAUUUUUAUAUAUGAAGUACUGUGCUUCUUUAUACAAAUACAAAUGGUGUAUUUAUAGGUAGUAUUGAUCAAAUGUUCUUUGCACAUGGUAUUUAAGGCUAAAAGUGAGCUACCUUGGUGUUUUGAUUUUUCUUAUGGUAGUAGCCCAUGGCAUAUACUGUUUUUGCAGACUAGUGUUACUUGGUGUUUGAAAUAAAAUGCAGUUCUGCAAUCAAUGCCAUUGAAUCUUUUGCCCAAAGAAGGACAAGGUAACCGUCCCGGGGUAUUGUGACUGCCUGAACUCAUGACAUAAAAACCCUUUGGCUGUUAAUUCAGGCAUCGUAACCACUUCAAUCAGUGGUCGGUUUGUUUACAUCACUGUGCAUCCCUGUCUCUGACAAGUGGCCUUUUUUCCAAAAAAGGGAUGCACAUUUGGUGUGUGUUUAGUAUUGCUGUGAUACAUGAAAAUCUGUAAGAGAUUUGUAAAGACUUUCUCACUAAAAUGUAGUAGUGCUAGGAAAAGACAGUUGCAUCAGGAAAUGCAUGGCAAGGAGAGAUGGUGGAGAAUAUAAGUAGUUUAGAAGAUGGAGGCUGGGCUGAGGGGUGAGUGAGAAUGAGGGUAAACUCUCAGUGAAGAAGCGCUGCAAAGAAGCCAAAGGACAUGGGGAUAAAAUUGGAGGAGAGCCAUUGAAAGCCAGGCAUGCUUGGAGUGUAGGGAAAAGAGAUUUAAGUGGGUUUUGCUUUGGCAGUAUUUCCAAAUAUUUUCCAAAGUGGUUGAAUCCAUCAGGGCUGAAGAGUGAGGCAAACCCUCAGUUUAUUAGCCGUGCAGGCAGGUCUUCAGUGUGAGUUUUUGCUCAGCAAGGCAGUUUUGAGUUUGUGAUGGCUGGUGAUGGGAGAAAAUGUAUGUGUUUGCUUUAACCUUAGGCUUGGGCAGGCUAUCUUGAGGAGCAGGGACUUCCUGCCAGUAAGGCAGCGUGCCCAUGGUGGGAGGUCUGAGGACAUCUCUUAGACUAACUUGUGACUUGCUUGCACAACUGAGAUAUUAAUUGUAUUUUCUUUAUCUGCUAUCAAGCAUGCAUUCAUGAAUAUGAUUGACAAAAGGAGCUGAUAAAAGUUGGGUUCUGUUAUGUUAUUCAUCUUACCCCACAACAAACGUGAUGGGACUGGUACCUGCAGCGUCCUGGAGCUAUUAUAGAGCCUUAUCUGCAAGGAGAUGUUUAGACAACUUUACCUACAUGAGUAAUCCCGUGGGCCUUUUGCCUUCUCCUUCUUCUCCCAACCCAUGGAUACUGGACGCAGAACAAGGUUAUGAAUUUGUAUGUGUUUAAGGUUGUAACUGUUAUAAUGUAUCAUAGGUUCAAGCAUGGAUGCCUCUGUGUGAGUAAGCUGAAACACAAACACAGAAGAGAGUUAUUUAGCACUUAUGUGGGUUCUUGGUUGUCUUUACCUGCAACAUAAUUUUGCAAGGACUCUGUGCAAAUGAAGUUGUUUUUAUUGAACAUUGAUUUGGAAGAGGAGUCACAUCUACAAGAGAAUAAGUUUAUUUACAGUACCAAAAUGCAUAUACGUGACUUCAUUUUGUAUUGAAAAAUGUGUAUUUCUCAAAGACAUCAGUAUUUCUUUUCUGACUUAAUAUCUGGAAAACAUUCCUCUUUUGAUUUUGAAUCUCUGCAGAGUAAUGUAAAUUUUAAGUGUCUGUUUGCAAUGGAUGUUCUUGGUACAACUAAUUUUGCUGGUUAAUAAUCAGACCAAAGAUUAAAGUGUUCAGCUGCUAUUGUUUUAUUUUCUUAAAAAAAAAAAGUGUUUAUAGGCUCAAAGUGUCAGCCCAUUUUAAUGAAACAUUUAUAAAUUCGUUUCCUAUUUAAUGUCAAAAUACAUUUGCACUUUUAUUGUUUCCAUAAAAAGUUGGUGGUUUUGCUUUAAUAUUUCACUGUAGUAAUA